UAUCUUUCAACUUUCACCCUUUCAGCACAAUCUUUGAUAACAUUUUCAUUCAAAACCUUUCCAAUUGUGGCCACCCCAACCAAAACAUGGCCGCCGCCGCCACUGCCGCUGCAUGAUGAUGAUCAUCACCACCACCACCCCACCAGCGGCAUGUUAGGCCUCCAUAACGUCUUCCUUAUAGAUCCACAACCACCAACAACAUCACAGGAGAACCACCACCACCACCACCACCAACAACAACAGCCUCCCCCGCCGCCGCCGCCGCCACCACAACAAGCCUUUUACCAUAACUACAACUUGACUAACACAAAUAUUUGGACUUCAAAGAGGAGCACGGCAACGACAGAUGGAGUCUUGACUAUUGUCGAAGAAGACGAUGAAGAAGACGGCGGCGGCGGUGGUUGUUUUAAGGUGUGUAGAGACUGUGGGAAUAGGGCGAAGAAGGAGUGUCGAUAUAGCAGGUGUAGGACUUGUUGCAAGAGUAGAGGCUACGAUUGCGCUACUCACGUGAAGAGCACGUGGGUGCCUGCUGCUCGGAAAAAAGACAGGAAGGUGGCGCUGGUUGGGAUGGAGGACGGCGGUGGGUCUUCGGGGUCCUCCACUUGCAGUGGUAAAAGGCAAAGGGUUUUGAACUUCACUUCAAAUGCUGCUUCCAAGUCUUUGAAUUUUGAAGAUGCCACUUCUCACCAGGAUUCAAGAUUUAAAGAAUCGCUACCGGGUCAAGUACGAGCGCCGGCUGUUUUCAGGUGUAUUCAGGUGACGGCCAUUAGUGACGGCAAGGCGGAGGUUGCUUACCAAGCUACUGUGAAUAUAAGUGGCCAUGUGUUCAAGGGGUUCCUAUAUGAUCAUGGAGUCGAUGUGAAAAAUGUGUUUCCCUGUAUUUCAAAAGUCAUUUUCGAAAACAGCAGCAACGGAAGGGAUGGGGAGAGGGAUUCUUCUUCACAAAUCGUCGAUCCACCAAACACCUUCUUGGUGUCUGGUGACCGACGGUCGGUUUAAGGUGACGAACAAGAUUCAAUCAAGCCAAGUUUGGUUGAAUGCACAUUUAUUAUAUACCAUUCACAGAGUUCAUGCUUUAUUUUAUCUUUAAGAGAAAGGUUGCAUCUAUCGAGAUUUAAACUCAUGACUUGUUCGAUGCUGCCGCGCUACAGACCUUGCAAUGAAGGACAGUGGUACUUCAGCAUAAUUUUGGUCAGUCAUAAGCACUGCAAAUUUGCUUUUGCUGUUCUGAAUCCAGGUCAGUUGCUCCCCGUCCUCGAUAACAAGUCUUCGUAGAACGAUUUCAGUUG
This is a messenger RNA of Hibiscus syriacus, 1289 nucleotides long. Its product is annotated as protein SHI RELATED SEQUENCE 6-like. NCBI's taxonomy places the organism in Eukaryota, Viridiplantae, Streptophyta, Magnoliopsida, Malvales, Malvaceae. Bases 151 to 999 code for a protein of 282 amino acids. Gene Ontology annotation, biological process: positive regulation of DNA-templated transcription. Gene Ontology annotation, cellular component: nucleus. The transcript has 3 exons. The record is from RefSeq and is a predicted model, not a curated record. Gene Ontology annotation, molecular function: DNA-binding transcription factor activity; DNA binding.